CAGAGUCCGAGGCAACUUUUACGAUGUCGGCGCAUAACUAGAGCCUUGUAAACAGACAGGCAAACGGAAGUAACAUAAAGGAUACACUCAGGACACAGGACACACACACCCACACACACACAGGCAGACACAGACACAGACAGUGGAUAGACUCGAAAAUGGCGCGACGCAAGGGCAGCGGACGUGGCAAAUCCACUGUUAAUUCGCGUAAAAAUAAUUUGGAAUCAACACGCGAGAAAUUGAAAGAUGAGUCAACAGCAGCAAAUACAUCGCAGGCGAGCAAAUUUGAUGUGACUAUGGAAAGUGCAGCAACAACAACGGCAACGGCAACAGCAACAGCAACAAACACAGCGAAGCAACAUUACGCAACAGCAACAACUGAAGCAACCGAAGCAACAGCAAUUGACAACAAAAGCAAGCGAGAUAAUUUAAGCGAAUUGCCAGCUAAAAUUGCUGGCAGCAACAACAGCAACAGCAACAGCAGCAACACAAACAACAACAACAACAGUGAUAAUAGUAUUAGUGAGAAUAAUUAUGAGUUUAAGGCUAGAGAUAAAGCGAACGUAAGUGAUAGCAAAAUGACGCUACAGCACAGCAACAGCAGCAGCAACAACAACAGCAGCAGCAACAUCAACAGCAACAGCAACAGUAACAUCAACAACAGCAGCAGUGGCAGCAACACAAACACAAACAGCGAUGUUGCUGCAGCAACAACAAUUGUUGAUUGGAAAAGCAACUCCAACAAUUUGCGCUAUUUGCAUAAGAAGUUCAAGCGUUUGGCCAGCACCACAGAAACUGAAGCUGCCAGCGAACCAACACUGCGCAGCACAUCGCUGUCAUCAAACAGCUCAUUGUCGUCGCCAACGCAAUUGCCGCUGCUCAAUGGACACGAGUUCACAAGUGCCAACAACAGCAACAACAACAACAGCCAUGAGGCGGAGAGUUAUAGCAAAAAUGCUGCUGUUGCUGUUGCUGUUGGUGUUGGUGGCGUGCCACGCACGCGUACGCCAUUGAGCAACAUCAACAGUAGCAGCAGCACCAGCAGCAGCAAUUAUGCCAGCAAUGCAACAUUGUCGCCAGCAACAUUUGCACAGCAUCAGCAGCAGACGCAGCCAACGACAACAGCAACAGCAGCAGCAACAGCAACAGCAACAGUCACGCCAGCAGCAGCAACAUUAGCAGCCAUGCCAGCUGCAACAUCUGCCAUGCCAGCAACAACUGCAACCUCUGCCACGCCAGCAACAACUGCAGCAGCAACAGUCACGCCAGCAACUGGCCUCAGUCGCUACGUCUGCAAAUAUUGCAAUCUAAUUUGUGCCAAGCCCUCAGUUCUACAGAAACACAUACGUGCCCACACGAACGAACGUCCAUAUCCCUGCGAGACAUGCGGCAUUGCCUUCAAGACGAAAAGCAACUUCUACAAACAUUGCCGUUCGCGCUCUCAUGCGGCGCGCAUGCGCGGAUUGGAUGUGCCGGUCCAUGAGGCGGACGGCCUAUCCGAUCAGGAUGGCGAUGGAGAUCUCAGCAAUAGCAGCUCGGAGCUGUUAAGUGUGGAAAUUCUAAGUCGCGUUGACUCGCCAUAUGAUGAACAGUCGAUGGCCUCGCCAACGCCCUCGCCCUCCACACUGUCGGCGGCGAAGAGCGCGUACCUGCAACAGCCACCAUUGCCGCAGCACAUGCAACAGUUGCCGCUGGGCUCGCCUGCUGCUGGCACUUUGCCGCCAGCAACAGUGGAAAACCUGCACUCGGCGACGGCGCAGCAUCGACAGUCCAUAGACUACAAGCCAUACAAGCCAAAAUUUCAUAAUGCAGCGCUCUAUGCGCCAGGCAGCAGCAAAGAGCAACAGCAGCAGCAGCAGCAACAACAACAACAGCAGCAGCAGCAGCAGCAGCAACAGUUGCUACCACAGCAACAGAAGCUGCCACAACCUUUGCUCGUGCAUCCCACGCUCUCGCCGAGCACUCAGCUAAAGCUAAACAAUCACAUUAACUCGCAUCAGCUGCAGCUGCAGCUUCAACAGCAGCAACAGCAGCAGCUCCAGCAACAGCAGCAAUUGCAGCAGCAAUCAUUGCUGUUGGCAGCUGCUGCCGGCAACGCAGUUGCGCUGCAGCCCCCUCCAAUGCCCACAGGCGUCUACUACUUGGGACAGCCGCCAUAUUACAAUCCGACAGCAGCAGCAAUGCAUCAGCAUGCGUUGGCCCUGCAGCUGCAAUAUCAGCAACAUUAUCAGCUGCAGCAGCAACAGCAGCAACAGCAGCAGCAGCAGCAGCAUCUACAACAGCAGCACUCGCCGCUGCUCAAGGCUCCAACACAGCAGCAGCAACAGUUGCUGCCACAACCACAACAACAGCAGCAACAGUUGCUGCCGCAGCAACAGCAGCAGCAGCAGCAGCUGCCCCGCUCUAAUAGUCAACAGGCGACUGUAACGACGGCAACAGCAGCCGCAGCACCUGCCACGCCCACACCUGUAGGCAAUCUAAGCAGCUUUGCCAGCGGCAUGCAAGUGAAUGUGGAGAAGGUGCAGGAGCACAUUUCGAAAUUGAUCUCACAGAACGAAGCCAUCGUGGAGAACAAGGAAAUAUUGCUGCAGAAGAAAUAUCCCAAGCAACUGAAUCGUUCGCGCAGCUUUAACAAUGCCAACAACAACAACAGCAACAGCAACAGCAGCAGCAACAUGAACAACCAGCAGCUGGGCGAUGCAAAAGUAAACUUGGCACAGAGCAUAGUACAAAAGCAACAGCAGCAGCAGCAGGUGCAAUUGCAGCAGCAACAGCAACAACAACAACAGCAACAAAUGCAACAUAUACAACAAUAUAGAGUCAUAGAGCCAGUGAAUGGUUUGCUCAAGCGUAGCAGCAGCAGCAACAGCAGCAGCAGCAGCAGCAAUGCUUAUGCAAAUCUUAAGGCUGCGCCUGCUGCCGCUUUGAAUGUCAAAUUGCUGCCGCCAGCAACAGUGCUGCAAUCGCUGCAAUAUCGUCAGGACCCAGCAAUGCCUCUAAACAAGCUCGAGCAGCAACAGGCGACGCCCACGCAGCAGCCCUUAAAUCUAUCUGCCAAACCAAAGCCAGCGAAGGCAGCGACAACAGCAGCAGCAACAGCAGCAGCAGCAACAUCAUCUAGCACAACAACAAUUGCUGCCAAGCCAACAACAGUUGCUACCGCAGCUGCAAACAAUUCGAUUAUCAAAAAUCUAUUGCUCAAUGCACGCGGCCUGGCCGUGCCCAUUGGCGAGGGCGACGAUGCCGUCUACUCGUGCCCGAUCUGUGCCAACGAAUUCCGCAGCGCCGACGAGCUGAAGCAACACAACAGCACCUAUUGCCAGGAUGCUAGCAGCAGCGCUCCCAUCAGUCCUGCUUCGUCGCCCAGCAGCAAAUACUUUCGCUCCAAUUCCAUAUCGUUCAGCCUGCCUGAGCUCAAGUCGCACAUGGCUAACUCGAAGAACCCGUUGUCCUUGGCCAAGUUGGCCUGGUCGCAGCUCAAGACGAAGCCUAGCAGCUUGGUGUUGAGUCGCCUCAGUGCGGCGCAGUCGCCGGCGCGAACAAGCACGACGGCGACAACAGUUGCUGGCAGCAGCAAUACGGCUAGCAGCGGCAGCAACAACUUCAACAACAACAACAAUUACGCAACAAUUGCUAACAGCAACAACAACAACAACAACACCACUCACAAUCUACCAGCAACAGUUGCUGUCAGCAUUGAUGCCAACAACGUUGCUCUACGCUUUGUUGACGCACCUUUGCCCUCACCUGGCCCGCUGCUGGGCAAAACGCCGCUCGUGGACUAUGCGGCGCCACGCAAAGCCGCCGACGCCCAAGUCGUGAUCACCAAAAUGCACGAAGAUCGCCUGGAGAACAUCAUCAUAGAGAGUUCAGCGAAGCGUGCGAAGCUGAGCAAUGAGAGCGCCUUUGCCCUGCCAGCAGCAGCAACUGGCGUGCAACAGCUGCUGUUCAACAACAAUCAGGAGCUGCCUGGCUUCAACACUGGCAAAGAGGAGCGCAUGCGACGCUUCACCUCGUCGGGCGGCUCCAUGAUACCCAUCUCUGAGUGCCCCGAGCUGGACAAGAGUCCCAAGAUGAUCAGAACUCCAUUGCUGUCGGGCGGCAGCUUUCAGGAAAUGUCCCCCAGGCUGAGUGAACCGAAGCCGAAGCCAGCAUUUCUACUCAAUGCGAGCCACAACAGCAACAACAACAGCAACAGCAGCAACAACAACAACUCGCAACAUUUUCAGUUUCCGCCCAUCAAUUCGAUAACCGCCUUCAAUCCGCUGACGCUGCCCGCCAUGAGUGAGUCGAACAGCAAAGCUAUACCCUAUGUGCCGGGCAUACCGGGUCCGAGCAGUCUGACAUUGCUGCCAGCACCGCCGCCGCCGCAACAGUUGCUGCUGCAGCGACCGCCUGCAAUCGAUGCGCCGCCAUUCAAGAAGUCCUUGUCGCCCUUCGGAGGCGUGCAAAAUCUGCCCAGCGAAUUCAGUCGACAGCCGCCUACGCCGGCGCAGCGCAAUGCGCUGCAAUGGCAGAGCAACAACAGCAGCAACAAGCUAGCAGCAACUGUUGCUGUUGCUGGCGAUGGGUUGGCUAUGCAAAAGUUCAAUUUCUUGCGCAUGGCUGACAAUGUGAAGGAGCAACAGCAGCAGGAAGUGCGGCACUUCAUAUUCGAUCCGCUGCACGUGGAGACACCAGAGAACGAAGCAACAACAACAACAACAACAGCGGCAACAGCAACAACAACAUCAGCAACAUCAGCAACAGCAACAACAUCAGCUGCCACAGUAACAACUGUUGCUAAUAAAACGAAAUUCUUGCGUCCCACGAGCUUGCCACUCAAGCCCGGCACGUUCACGCCCAAGCGACAUCAUGGCAUCACACCGACUGCCAAUACUCUGCCUUUGAUCUCGCCCGAAACGCCGCGACCUUCGAAGUCUUGCGUGCAGCUCUAUUUGAAUGGACACGCCUACACAUAUCUGGGCCUGAAGUGCAGCACGAAAAUGUUUUACUGUACAGUGAACUGUCCGCAGCCGUCGUAUGUUGCCGGCAUGCACAAGCUGUCGAUGUACAGCGUGUGGCAGGUGUGCGAAGAGAACCAGCCGCAUGCCCUCGGCUUCAAGCCGAAGCAAGUGAUGUCGCUCUAUGACUCCAGGCAGAAGAUGUUCGGCUCGGGCUUCACUGUAGUCCAAGCUGGCGCCAAUGCGCACAACUAUGCGCUCGUCAGCUCACAGCAAACGAUCAGCAGCUGCUCGACGAUCAACAACAGUCAAAGCAAAUUCUAUCAGCAUCAAACGAAGCCAGCGCCAGCGAUUGGCGCGCUCAGCGAGGCGAAUGUGGCGGCCAAAGCGAACGAGGAGGCAGCCAAGAAACUGGAGCCAGGCCAGCUGCUGGUGGGUGGCUACGAGUCCAACGAGGACUAUACCUACAUACGCGGGCGUGGGCGUGGUCGUUAUGUUUGCUCCGAAUGUGGCAUUCGCUGCAAGAAGCCUUCCAUGCUGAAGAAACACAUACGCACGCACACAGAUGUGCGUCCGUUUACCUGCAGCCACUGCAGCUUCAGCUUCAAGACCAAGGGCAACUUGACCAAACACAUGCAGUCGAAGACGCAUUUCAAGAAAUGCAUUGAACUGGGCAUCAAUCCAGGUCCCAUGCCAGCAGAUGGUGAAUUCUUGGACGUCGACGUGGAGUUCGAUCAGCAGUCCUCGACUUCGGCAGGCGGGCGCACUUCCUCCAUGGCCGGCGAUUCAGCUGACUCGGAUGAUUAUAGCGAUAACGAGUCGGAGAGCAGUGACACAGAUGAAUCCAAGUCCCGCUUGAAGGAGCAUGAGGCAGCUCGUGGCUUGCUCUCGCUGUCGAUGACGCCGCCCAUACCACAAAGUGUUUCACCCUAUCCCGCGCAGCUGGAGGUAACUAUGUCCGCAGCUAGUCCAGCGAAUAGCAUUGGCUCUGCUGGCGGCACUUCCACGCAGCCCAAGCGCCAGGUGUGCUCCUUCACCUCGCCCAAGCCACCAUUCGACUACCAGAAGCAGGAGCAAUACUAUUCGAAUCCCGAGGAGUCCAAGCCAAAGCGUCAAGUGCCCACGGAUGAGAGCAGUGCGCCAAUGGACUUGACUAAGCCAAGGCAAAUUGCAACUGCCACAACAGUAGCAGCAGCAGCAGCAGCAGCAACAGUUGCUGCCAUGGAACUGCCCAAAUCUCAGGCACAACAGAUGCGCGAUGUCAUCUUUGGCGCAGGCAACAAUGAGUGUGGCUUUAUGAAGACUCUGAUCUCCGUCUCGGACAAAGUGCGCAUCUCAGCUGAAAUGGAAGAGCAGGCGAAGCGGGAGAGCGAAGGUGAAGAUGUGCUGCUGCAGACCUAUAUCAAGGAGCAGGCGUUGCACAAUGCCAAACGGAAGCACAGCUUAUAUAGCAGCAGCAGCUACUUGCUGACCACCACCAGCAGCAAUGCCAUCAGCACCUGCAGCAGCAGCAGCAGCAGCAGCAACAUGCCCAUUGUCAGCAGCUGUCAGCAGAAGGUUGGCUUAAUACAUCAUGAAGUGCCCAUCAUAGAGGUGCACGAGCCGGAGGUGACAGAGCAAGAGAGCGAGAAGGAUCGAAUGGAGCGGAAAGCGAUUGCCGUGAGCAGCCAAGAGAAGCAGCAGCAACUUGAGGAGCGAAAGCAGCAAGCAGCAGCAACAGCAACUGCCCAAGCUCCAGCUCCAGCUCCAGCUCCUGCUCCAGUUGCAGCCACACACAAUGCCAAUUUGCCAGCUGCUGUGCAGCAGCCAGAUGCCAUAGAUUUCAAAGGUGUGCUAAGCAGCAGCAACAUCACUAAACCUAUUGUCAGCGCUGCGACACCAGCAACAGCUGCUGCUGCUGCGGCAACAGCAACAGCAACAGCAACGGCUAUAGUAAAAGUGUUAGCAACUGAAGAAAGCUACAAGUCGAGCACAACAACAACAACCAGCAGCAGCUAUGGUGGACGUGUUGUGCCAGCACCGCCGCCGCCAAUCGCCAGCGAUGCGCGUCCCAUUUGCCUGCUGUGCAGCAAAACGUUCCAGCGCCAGCAUCAGCUAACGCUGCACAUGAACAUCCACUACAUGGAGCGUAAGUUCAAGUGCGAGCCGUGCAGCAUCUCGUUUCGCACGCAGGGACAUCUGCAGAAGCACGAACGCUCCGAGGCGCACAGGAAUAAGGUGAUGAUGACCUCGACCUUCGGGGUGCCAACCACAUCGAAUCCACGCCCGUUCGAGUGCACGGAUUGCAAGAUUGCCUUUCGUAUACACGGACACUUGGCCAAGCAUUUGCGUUCGAAGACGCAUGUCCAGAAAUUGGAGUGCCUGCAAAAGCUGCCCUUCGGCACGUACGCAGAGAUCGAGCGGGCGGGCAUAAGCCUGACAGAGAUCGAUACGAGCGACUGUGAGAAUUCGUUGAUAUCGCUCAAGUUGCUCGCCCAAAAGCUGCUCGAGAAGGAUCCAAAUAAGCUGAGUGGCUAUACGACGCCGUCGGGCAUGCUGCAGCUGGUGGGCGGCGAGAUGCCAGCCGCCAAUCAGGACAGCGCCUCCGAGGAUGGCUUCAGUGCGGCGAACAGCGCAGCUGCCUCGGCCAUCGCCUCGCUGGACAACGAUAGUGCCGGCAAUACGCCACAGCGUGCCAGCUCCAUGUCGGAGGAUGAGACUCUGACGAAUGGGCUGAGCUUAAAGCGCCGCCUGCCCGCCAGCAGCUUCAGCAGCAGCAAUGGCGAUGAGAGCGACAAUCCGCUGGAGACGAGCGAGAAGCGUGCGAGAAGUAAUACAAACGAAUUAACUUUGCCAAUUGUCGGCAGCAACUGACAAUAUAUGUAUAUGCUGCAGCAUACCUGAGUGUGGCCUUACGCCUGGCCAGCGCCACCUGGCCUCAAGCCCAAGCCCAGGACGAAUCCUAUUCCAAAUUCCAAACCCAAUCAAAUACCAAUUCAAAUCCAAUCAUCGAGCCACAGUGGCUGCGGCAAUGACCAAAACAUCAACGAGCGCAUAUCAAAUGUCUAAGCAUAUCGCAUUUGGGCACACAACAAAAACUCUAAAACAACACACACACUCACACACGCGCACACACAUACACAAGACUUCAACAUGAAAAGCUUUCAAGGUGAAAAGCUGUUUAAAAUGUUAACUUGUUGACACUUAUCAAUUGGGCCACAAGCGUUUAAAAAGCUCUUAGAUCAGAAGAAAGCAACUUAAAAGCUUUAAUGUGCUUUAAAAUCUCACGCGAUCCAAAGCUUUAGCUGAAAAUUUUUAAUUGU
Messenger RNA from Drosophila hydei, 8245 nucleotides. RefSeq lists its product as uncharacterized. Bases 159 to 7796 code for a protein of 2545 amino acids. Gene Ontology annotation, molecular function: DNA-binding transcription factor activity, RNA polymerase II-specific; RNA polymerase II cis-regulatory region sequence-specific DNA binding; zinc ion binding. Gene Ontology annotation, biological process: regulation of transcription by RNA polymerase II. Gene Ontology annotation, cellular component: nucleus. The transcript has 11 exons. Lineage: Eukaryota; Metazoa; Arthropoda; Insecta; Diptera; Drosophilidae. The record is from RefSeq and is a predicted model, not a curated record.